GCCAGUCACGUGGUUUUGACUAGGGUAAUUGAGAACGCGGCUUGAAAUGUGUAGUAUUCAUCAUAGUAGGUAGCUUGUGUGCUUUCUGUUAGGGCAAACAAGCGUGUUUACCCUUAUGGAUUAUAAUACACAGUAUCCAGGUUAGGGAUUACAUACACAGCAAGGAUGUCAGCGGCUCCAACAGCGGAGAACACGAUGUUACGACAUGCUUCCGACAGGACCGCUUGACUCGUUGAAAAUCGUGUAUUAAUCGAGGAACUAUAAAAGACACCACUCUAGUAAACCUAUGACUAUAAAGUGUUAUAUUACUGUGUUUAUGUGUGUUUUUAAUGCCAUUAAUAGAAGACACGAAGGGAAGGGAAGACAAAUCGUGGCAUGAUCAAGUAUGGAAACGGCCAAUAAUAUACUGGCUCAUCCCAGCCUGUCGUUCUAUCCAGGCCUACCGACUAGUGCAUCCUCUCCAACUGCUCAAGACACAGUCACACGGUCAGCUCUCUCUUCGGCACAGCCAAGCUGGGGAAGCUACACCAACGAAGCAUCACUGAUGGCCCACAAUUCGUGUGCCAUGUCUUCCUACAGUAACCUCCCCUUAGGGGCCUCAUUUCCAGUGAAUGGCAAGUCAGCCUAUAACUCGGCCUUUCCAGGGGCUGGGGACUAUUUUAAUAACUGUCGCCAAAUGCAGAUCUCACAAUUAGGGACCUUAAACAGUAUGCCAAUGAGGAACUAUCCGGGUUUAUAUGGCGAUAUGUAUAAUGCCAGUCAUACACCUUCUUACACAAAUGGUGGUUUUUAUACCGAUGUGGGCCCCGGGUUAGCUCCCUUACCAGGCAGAGAUAUGAACUGUUCCAGUAGUCAGUCAGACAGCUCAGUACCAGAAACAAAGGGCAGAAAAAAGAGAAAGCCGUAUACACGUUACCAGACAAUGGUCCUGGAAAAUGAAUUUUUAAGCAGCUCAUACAUAACUCGUCAAAAACGGUGGGAGAUAUCGUGUAAACUUCAAUUAUCAGAGAGACAAGUUAAAGUGUGGUUUCAAAAUCGACGAAUGAAACGAAAGAAAUUAACUGAGAGAACUAAAGCGCGGGUUGGUGACGAUGAUAGUAAAGACUCUUGUAUCCAGCCUAAAUCUGAACCUCACAUUAGACAGUGUACGGCAGUAGAUGUUUAACUCUUAAUUCCCUUUUAAUGCUCACUUCCGGUUUAAAGUAACGCUCAUUUCAGUGUCGCAGAAAAAUGAAAUUGUGUCUGUGAUUGGAUGAAGUUGUUGUUUUUUGAUAUUAAAUGCCAAACAACAUAAGACUAGGCUGAAGCCGGGCGUUGGUGGGUCAAGCUUUGGUCAUGCCAGACAGUGAAGGGAGGUUGUUAAUUAUGAACACAUUGGGCGGAUCCGAGAGAGGCGUUCAAAGGAUCAGUAAUGCGCCACCAACAGUGGUCGUGUUAAGGACAAUAGUAUAUUUCCUUCAUAAACACAAAACUUCGUUUCGUCUCAUAAACUGUACACAAAAAUAGAUAAACUGGUCUUGCGUGUCGUCCAUAUAAUAUCCAGUUAAAUUUUCAGAACUGCAGCCAAGCGAACAAACACGCAUUGACACAAAACUGAAUUGUGAUUGUCGUAAAUAGACUAUGGCCGCAUCAAUGUAUUUGUGGUUGUCGUCAAAGGAAUACUUCUUCAGCAUGAUGACUUCAAAUGAUAGAAGAAUGCAUAAAUUGAAUGUUUGACGAAUGAAUGAAUGGGAGAGAGAAUGAGAAAGUGUUAAUUAUGAAUGGACCUGCACUUAUAGUAUUGUCAUUGUGUAUUUUAUCUGUUAUCUCCGAAAAUUAAUUGUAUACAUUUUACGGCCCAACGCAAUGAGGAAUCGUCAAAAUAGUAAAGAUAAAUAAGGACAAUAUUCUCUUGAAAGAGGAUUUAGAAAUGCCGAACUCUUGCCACUGAAGUUUUGAUGUCAUUUUAUUGUCAUUUCUUUUUUAGGUAAAAGAUAAUAGCUUGUUAUUUGUUUUCCUAUUAAGUGCUGUUCUUAUAUGUUCAAACGUUUCGGUCUUUGUAGUUACAACUUUCUUGUGUUGAUUUUUACCAAUAUCAGUGCUAUGUUACAAAAUACGUGUUACUGUAUAUUUCUUUUUUGUUAAGGAGAAAAAUGCGAUAAUCCUGAUGAUCUGAAACAGUCGAAAAAUUUAGGAAACAGUCGUCUCCAUGAAAACCAUUAGUAAAAGUAACAAUAUGGCGUAGGUGAUUAUAAGAAUAUAAUUGUUGUAUUAUGUCGUAGAAUAAGUAUAAUGUUUAUAAUGUUUAUCAAAGGUACAUUUUGUAUUUGAUGUCAACCAUUUUUCUCCAGUGCUAGAAGUAGUUGUACUUAAUUGUCUGACUCCGGUGUGAAUUAUUAUUAUAAAAAAAUAACAAUAAAGACGACACGACCGUUGAGGCAAACUUGAUUAGUUUCAUCAAUAAGUUGAUAUUACUGCAAGAUUAAACUUAAAAAAAGAUUGAAUAUUUCUUUUCAUUUCUUGUUAUUUAUAUAAUUUUAGCAACUUGUAUAAAAUAUGUUCUGUUUUUUUCAAAAUAAUUCUCAAGUUCAGUUAUUUGGGGGAUUUUCCGUAGUUAAUAUUUAGAUACCGAUUUAAUUAAAUAAAAUUUACUAAGACAGGUUAAGUUCCGAUAAAAGUGAAUCUAUUUGAAUAGCCUGAGUGUUUAUAACACUGCUCUGUUGUAUGUAAAUAUUAAGGCAUCUUUCAAAACGCAUCAACAUUUAUUGUCGUUCAUUUAAAACUAGAAUUAUUUAUUGUGUUAAAAGGAAAGUAAUGAACCAAUGAAAUAUAUUUUAGAAUAAUUUAUGUGGCUAGUUGCAGAUUAAGAUAUUCUGUUGAAUCAAAGCGGGUCCUAAUGAUUGAUUAAUAUGAAUAUUUUGUUAAAAUAUUUAUUGUCUUUAUCGAUUCAAAAAGAAUCUCAACUUAAAAGUCGGCUUAAAAAUACAUAACCAUUUGUAAAUAAUUCAAAAUAAACCACAUAAUAUUUUAUAUGAAAAGCAACAAAAUUAUAAAUUUGCAUCUUUCUCUUUGAUAUUUUUUUUGUAUUUUUGUUGCCACAAGUAAAAUACCAUUUGCAACAUUUUAAGUCGGCUCAAGGUUUAAUACUUUUUAGGAGACUGGUUCUGAUUAGCUUGAUCUAUAUAAUAUUAUAAUCUUCGCUUUUAGGAAAAUUUGCCUGCGUUGGAUACAAUUAAUACUAAUAUAAUAAAAAAUAUGGGCUAUAUGAAUUGUUUAAAAGUCGCUGAUCGUCAUUUAGCUUUCUUUUAUAGAAAUAUAAAAUAUACCGAAAAGGAUUAUUGGAUAUUUAAUUAAGACAAUAAAAUCAAAAUAUCAACGGUAGAUAAUGUUCCGGCUUGGAUACCGAAUUUAUUGUUUCUUUGUUCACAUGGAACUGGACUAUUUUAGGCCCAACUUUAACAAUAUUGCAAAGGAUUAACUGACGAUCGGAGACUUUAAAUAAGAAGUAAUUAAACGUACACUGCUUUAAUUCUGGAGGUUGCUUGGGUAAAAAAAACCCCACAGUGUCAUUACUCCCACAAAAUACGGGUUACAACAAAACCCUGUUAAAGAUACUAUCGGUACGUUUCAAAUGAACACAUAGCUUUAUACUAUACUUAGAUUAUUUUAUUAUCUGAUGUAUUACUGAAUGACGAGCUUUUAUAUGAAAAAUUCAUAUUCAAGGUUUUCUACAUAUCCGUAAGUUUGAGAAAGUUAUCAAAUAGAGCAUCUUUAAAUAUUUGAAUUUUGAUAACAGGCUUACGUGCAGAUGUCACGUAUAGUAAGAAAUGAACCAAUUUUGGGGGUUGUGGUUUUUAAUUUAACUUUUUACAAGGUUCACUAUAUGAUUAAUGAAGAUCAUAAUAUUAUAUCGAUACAAAGGUAAAAUAUGUUUUCUUUUUUUAACAAAAAUAUUAAUUAAAUAAGUUUUUGAUUUGCAUGUUGAUCACACAUCGAUAUCAUUAUUAUUGUACAAAUAUGUGCCGAGUUUUUAUUUGUCAAGUCAUCUCAUUUUAAAGGUAUUAAUUUAUCAGGAGAAUGAUAAAAUAUAAUAAAUGUGU
Messenger RNA from Patella vulgata (common limpet), 4079 nucleotides. Its product is annotated as homeobox protein abdominal-B. The record is from RefSeq and is a predicted model, not a curated record. Bases 386 to 1165 code for a protein of 259 amino acids. Gene Ontology annotation, cellular component: nucleus. Lineage: Eukaryota; Metazoa; Mollusca; Gastropoda; Patellidae. Gene Ontology annotation, biological process: regulation of transcription by RNA polymerase II. The transcript is spliced from 3 exons. Gene Ontology annotation, molecular function: DNA-binding transcription factor activity, RNA polymerase II-specific; RNA polymerase II cis-regulatory region sequence-specific DNA binding.